CUGGUAGCCGGGCUAGGCGCGCCAGUGGGGCGCGGAGGUAAGAACACCCGGCAGGGACCCUCCCGGAGCGACCCCCGGAGCCCUGCUGCCCACGACACCGUGCCGGAGCUGGGCUCCACGGCCACCCCGGGGCGCACUGGGUGGGCAGUGCCACCGCUAUCCCCACCAGCCUCCUCUUCCAGCUGGGGACCCUAACUUCGGUCCCCGGGCAGCUCCUGGGCGAAAGUGCUGGGAGCCACUUCCGGGGAGGGAGGCGCCACCUGUCCGGGCCGGGCGCGCCCUUUCCCUGGACUUGCUUCUCCAGAAAGAAAAUCUGGGCCUGGCACACCAAGUCUGCAUAGAGCUCCACAGUAAUGAAUCAGUGCGUCUGUAGAGGAAUGGAAGAAAACAAGGAAAGGCCGAAGAGGCAGCGGCAGAACAACUUCCCCAUGUUUCCCUCGCCUAAAGCCUGGAAUUUCAGAGGGCGGAAACGGAAGCAGAGUGCCCAGGAUGAAGAUGCCGUCAGCCUGUGCAGUCUUGACAUAAGUGAACCUAGUAAUAAACGGGUCAAACCUCUUUCCCGGGUCACGUCACUUGCAAACCUCAUCCCACCGGUGAAGACCACACCAUUGAAGCGCUUCAGCCAAACCCUGCAGCGGUCCAUUAGCUUCCGCAGCGAGAGCCGCCCCGACAUCCUCGCCCCCCGAGCCUGGUCCAGAAAUGCCACUUCUUCAAGCACGAAACGGAGGGACAGCAAACUGUGGAGUGAGACCUUUGAUGUGUGUGUCAGUCAGGUGCUUACAGCCAAGGAGAUCAAGCGUCAGGAGGCAAUCUUUGAGCUUUCUCAAGGAGAAGAAGACUUGAUAGAGGACUUGAAGUUAGCAAAAAAGGCCUACCAUGACCCCAUGCUGAAACUCUCGAUAAUGACAGAGCAAGAAUUGAAUCAAAUUUUUGGAACACUGGACUCUUUAAUUCCUCUACAUGAAGAGCUCCUUAGUCAGCUUCGGGAUGUUCGGAAGCCUGAUGGUUCCACUGAGCAUGUCGGUCCCAUCCUCGUGGGCUGGCUGCCGUGCCUCAGCUCCUACGACAGCUACUGCAGCAAUCAAGUGGCUGCCAAAGCUCUGCUGGACCACAAAAAGCAAGAUCACAGAGUCCAGGAUUUCCUUCAGCGCUGCUUGGAGUCCCCCUUCAGCCGCAAACUGGACCUCUGGAAUUUCCUUGACAUUCCCAGGAGCCGCCUGGUGAAGUACCCUCUGCUCCUUCGAGAAAUCUUGAGGCACACACCGAAUGAUAAUCCAGAUCAGCAGCACUUGGAGGAAGCCAUAAACAUCAUUCAGGGAAUUGUGGCAGAAAUCAACACCAAGACUGGGGAAUCGGAAUGCCGUUACUAUAAAGAGCGACUGCUUUACUUGGAAGAAGGACAGAAAGACUCCCUGAUUGACAGUUCAAGGGUCCUGUGUUGUCAUGGUGAAUUGAAAAAUAACCGGGGUGUGAAGCUCCAUGUGUUCCUGUUCCAAGAAGUACUUGUGAUCACCCGAGCUGUCACCCACAACGAGCAACUCUGCUACCAAUUGUACAGGCAGCCCAUCCCUGUGAAGGACCUCGUGCUGGAAGACCUGCAGGAUGGAGAAGUACGAUUGGGCGGCUCCCUGCGCGGGGCUUUCAGCAACAACGAGAGAAUUAAGAACUUCUUCAGAGUCAGUUUCAGAAAUGGAUCCCAAAGUCAGACCCACUCACUCCAAGCCAAUGACACCUUCAACAAACAGCAGUGGCUCAACUGUAUUCGUCAAGCAAAAGAAGCAGUUCUGUCUGCUGCUGAGCAGGCUGGGGUGCUUAACUCCAAGGGGCCAUCCCCAAGUCCCACCACCCAGAGCAGGGAGCCACAGGGAGAAACAAAACUUGAGCAGAUGGACCAAUCGGACAGUGAGUCAGACUGCAGUAUGGACACUAGUGAGGUCAGCCUUGACUGUGAGCGAAUGGAGCAGGCAGACUCCUCCUGUGGAAACAGCAGGCCAGUGGAAAGCAAUGUCUGACAGAAGGCCCUGAUCUUGCUGGACAGCCCUGUGUCUUGCCUGUACAGUAUUUGCAUUCCACACAAGGAACAGUCUGGAGAAGCACUUUGUGAUCAUUUUGUGCCCGUGUUGGCUUAGUCCCUUUAUGUCUGUACCAUGUCCCUAGUACUGUAACCGCCAACCAAUCUGUGCCAUCCGGAAUCUGUGACAGCACUUACCCUGUACUCUAUCUCACAAGUGCUGGAUGAAUGGAGAGGGACUUAAACACAUUACUUUCAGUUUUCCUGCUGGAUUUUUAAGAACAGAAAGGCUCUCUAAACCACUGUUCUGUGUAGACUGCCUAACGAGUCCUUUCUCCCAUGCUUCUCCAUCACUUUGCUAGCUCUUAGGCAUAGUUGCUGAAGACAUGGAAUUGAGAGAGCUUUGCAGAGUAUUCAGGUGGCAUUCCAAAGGAAGCCAGGAAACUCCAACCCAUGAAGUGAACUUAGGUUCUGUGUCAUUCAACCAGAAAGUAUCCCUGCAGAUUCCGAGGUUUAAUUGUGCAGAAAAAGCCUUGCUUGAACCCUGCAAUUUAAUACAGUGCAAGUUGAAUGUAAUAAUCUAUGAAGACAUGAAAAAAAGGCAUUAGAGGGGCCAUGACAAAACCAGAUGCCAGACCAGACCUAGUGGCACAUACCUAUAAUCCUAGCACUUGGGAGGGAGCGGCAGGAAGAUUCAGAGUUCAAGGACAGCCUGGGUUACAUACCAAGUUCUAGGUCAGCCUAAGUCCCAUAGUGGAAACAAAAGCAAAACAACAACAACAAAAAAAACCUAAAAGCAGCUGCCAGUUCUGAAUCUUUAACUGGAAUGUGUAUGGCUGUAGGAGGUGUCUGGUAUGGUCAUUGCCUGCUGUUGAGAGAGCAUCUCUGGUUUACAACAUCAGACUAGAUCACAAACACCCUGGGAAGGUCUGCAAGGAUGAUGAGGAGACCUGUCUGCACUAUGUUCCCUCGCCUCAGCCAUUUCUAUUCUAGAGUGGGAGUGAAGCAGCAGAAGACGUGUGUCUGCACGGGUGACUGUUUACAAAACACAUGAGAGGAAGGAUCAGGCUCAUGUGAGAAACAUACCACCUUCACCAAGGCCUUGUAUGGGAACCACAGAAGUUGCAAGGCAUGGUCUGGAGAGUCUUGGGAUUUCCUGCUCUGCUGUUGGGCCCUCAGUUAGCAUCUGUGGUUGCAUGGUUACCUUCUCCCGAGGCCAACUUCAGCAGCUCUGAUUGAUUAGGAUCAGCUAGCCAAACUGGAAAAACUGUCUUCUAACCUUGAUUUACAGAGCAGGGUAGGGUACGGACCUCAAAAAGAAGUUAACAAAGUACAUAGAACAACCCCCUUGCAAGUGUAAAUACUUAGGAUUACUUGUACAAAAUUAUACCCACACCAGCACUAGUAGUGAUUCUAAAUUAUUGCCAUUUUUUUUUAAUUUCUGCAUCUUUCAAGUUUACAGAAAAGCAGCAAAUGCAAUGUUAUCCUUUUGUUGUGUACAUAUGCCACGUUCAUUAAAGAAGCUGCGUGACAAGAUUUAUCAAUAUAAAAACAAGGUAUAUUACAUUAUUAUUUUUCAAAAACAAAUAUGAUCAAUUUUACCCUGUAAAGCAUAUUUCUGUAUUUAUAGAUUUUAAACAUGGUGAAUUUUUUUCUAUUACUAGUUUAUUUAAAACUGCUUUUUUUCUCAAGUUGUUGCUGAUUUAGUGAGCAUGUGAACCUGCUGCAGAUAGAAGCAGAGGAAAGCUGAGACAGGACAUUGGACAGAAGAGAAAAGCCUGUGUUCUCUGCAGAGCCACUGGCCACUGUGGCCAACAUAUUGAGAAAAGGUCUUUGUCAGGGUUGGCCGAUGGGAAGAAAAACGAUGAAUGUUUUGAUGAGAUGAAUGUUUUUGUAUAAUGGCCUUAAACUUUUCUGGAAGCAUUUCAAAUAAAUUAUAUUAAAA
Nannospalax galili (Upper Galilee mountains blind mole rat) is the source of this 3956-nucleotide messenger RNA. It is a transcript of the gene Arhgef3, whose product is annotated as Rho guanine nucleotide exchange factor 3. Lineage: Eukaryota; Metazoa; Chordata; Mammalia; Rodentia; Spalacidae. The record is from RefSeq and is a predicted model, not a curated record. Gene Ontology annotation, molecular function: guanyl-nucleotide exchange factor activity. Bases 354 to 2012 code for a protein of 552 amino acids. Gene Ontology annotation, biological process: intracellular signal transduction; positive regulation of Rho protein signal transduction. The transcript has 13 exons.